AUGCGGCGGUGGACCGCCGACGGUGUUGUGGUCUUCGGGCCCGUCGCCACAGGAUCUCGAAGGAGGCGGCUCGUUCUGAGGCUGAGCCAGAAGGACGCCCUGCAAGCGCUCUUUCAACAGAACCCCUACCCUGGGAUAGCGACCAGAGAACGGCUGGCCCGGGAGCUUGGCAUUGCCGAAAGCAGAGUUCAGGUCUGGUUCCAAAACCAACGCAGAAGACGGUUAAAGCAGAGCCGAUCGCCGUCUGAGCACGUGCACACGAAGGGGAAGCGGGGCCAACGUCCACAGGCCCGGAGAAAGAGGACAGUCAUCUCUCCUUCCCAAACAAGCAUCCUUGUGCAAGCCUUCACGAGGGAUCGCUUCCCGGUUGCCGCCAGGGAAGAACUGGCUCGUCAGACGGGAAUCCCAGAACCUCGAAUCCAGAUUUGGUUUCAAAACCGAAGAGCUCGGCACCCCCAGCAGAGGCCCGAGCGGGCCCGGCGGCGCAGCAGCCACGACUCCUCCUGCUCCAGAGGACCGAAGGGCCCCACCCGCUGUCCAGAGCACCGCUCCUCCCCUUCGCCCCUCCCCGCCACAGGAGAGCAUGCCACCCUCGGCGGCCGCAGCUGCUCCGUUUGGGGCCCCCGCCUUCUGGGUGCCCGGGACUGCCUCUGGGGUCCGUGCGGGCCCGCCGUUGAUGAUCUUCAUGGUCCAGCCCAGCCCGGUGGCUCUCCAGCCAAGCGGGAAGCCACCGCCUCCUGCCCAGGUAGCAGUUCCCUGGGCCGCGCGCUCCCCUGCGUCACGGCCCCCGGGCAGCCCGGGCAAGGGGCCAUCCUGCCGCCUGGACAGCCGGAGGCACCCAUCCCGCGCUGGCCGGGGUCACCCUACGGUGAAGGCGCGGCCCCUCCGCUAGAGCCCCAGCCCCAGCCCCGCAGCCUUCCAAGCUCGACGAGCCUCCUCGACGAGCUCUUGGCGGCCGCGGGCGUCCCCGGCCUCGCCGGGGCCUUCCCCGGGGGCCGCUGCCGGCCCACGCGGUGGACCCUGCCCUCCCAGGCGCACCCAGCCUCCUCGACGAGCUCUUGGCGGCCGCGGGCGUCCCCGCCUCGCCGGGGCCUUCCCGGGGCCCUCUGCCGUCGCAGCGCUCACCCAGCCUCCAAGUACGCGCUCCUGGCUGCCCCGGGCAUCCCAGGCUCGCCGGGUCCUUUCCCGGGGGUCCGCGCCUGUCGUCGCAGGGGCCCACCAGCCUUCCCCGGGUCACCCAGCCUCCUAGAGGAAAUCCUGGCUGCCACGGCCACCCGGGACACGCCCCUGGUCUCCUCCGGGGGCCCCUGCGGGGGACGAGGGGCUUGA
This is a messenger RNA of Budorcas taxicolor (takin), 1329 nucleotides long. RefSeq names its product double homeobox protein 4C-like. The record is from RefSeq and is a predicted model, not a curated record. Gene Ontology annotation, molecular function: DNA binding. NCBI's taxonomy places the organism in Eukaryota, Metazoa, Chordata, Mammalia, Artiodactyla, Bovidae.